AAAAACGCAAAGCACGACUUUACGCCUGCCGAGGCAGCCACAAAACCCUUCUUGACAGCCACAUGCACCAAUAACUGCAACUGCUGGCGUUCAAAAUGCAAAGGAGCGCUCCGGUGUUGCUAUUGUGCGCUGCACACGCGCUGAGCUCAUCGCAUGGCCGCGCAUCGACCUGGCCGAGCAUGGCAAGCGUGAACGAGGUCGGCUACGCCUCGUUCAACUACUGCGCCCCAGACGUGACGGCAGUCUCGACCCGUAGAGACGGCGCCGGCUCCGACGGAGAAUUGGAGGGUGCGGCGUGGUCGCCGACGACGGUACGCAUACUUGACGGUCGAGGGCGACCGUGGUCGCUGGAAAAAAACGGCUUUCGACUCGUCGAGGCCCCGAUCGAUGCGGAUCUUGACCUCUACGACGACGCUGCGGUCACCGGACGGUAUUACGGCAUGUGCGAAGCCUUGGUGGCUGAGCAGUGCCCGGGCGCGACCGUGCGCGCGUUCGACCACAACGUGCGCUGCGAGGAGGGCAAGGCCUCGGGCCGCAAGCUCAAGGGCGGCAGCAACGUCCAGGCGCCCGCCGGAAUCGUGCAUGGCGAUUAUACCGCCGCGUCGGCGCCGCGCCGCCUCGCGCAACUCUCCGAAGCGCCGAAGACGAACGACGCUCUCAACAAGCCGCCACUCGACGGUGUCGACGCGACCGGCCGGCGCUUCGCGUUCGUGAACGUCUGGCGGCCGAUAAGCGAAGUCAAAUCUACGCCUCUGGCGUGUUGCGACGCGGCGACGGUCCGAGACGACCGCGACCUCUUGACGUUCCAGAUCUACUAUGAGGAUAGAGUUGGGGAGAACUACUUUGCGAGGCAUCAUGAGCGCCACGCGUGGUACUAUUUUCCUCGAAUGAAAAGAGAAGAGGCAUUGUUGAUCCAGCAGUGGGACUCGAAAACAGACGCCGCCAAGUUUGCGCUCCACAGCGCCUUCGCGGACCCAGCGAGCCCACCCGACGCGCCGGCGCGCGAGAGUAUCGAGGUGCGACUCGUUGUCGUUUACUAGUUGUGAUAAAUGUGUUAACAAACAG
Molecule: messenger RNA, 1065 nt
Organism: Pelagomonas calceolata
Lineage: Eukaryota; Pelagophyceae; Pelagomonadales; Pelagomonadaceae
Source: the annotation of a GenBank genome assembly